AAACGGGCCUGUAAAUCCAUUGAAGUGAGUUUCACUUACGUACUUCCGAAGCUUUCUGCCAUUUUAUUUUGUCAAGGGUAUCCUCGAAGCGACCACUGGGAGACUAUCAGACAUGUUCAGGUUCGCUAAAGCCGCUCUGAAUCUUACAGGCAAAAGCUCACAGCAGGUUGCUGUGCGCAAUGCCUCAGACGUCAGUUCGGAUUUCCACGCCAAGUACGGCACCCCUCUCAUCGCCGCCGGAGCAGUGUUCUGUGUUUCAGUCUGGACAUAUGUGGUGACAUGCACUGGCAUCACAUGGAACCUGUCUCCAGUCGGCAAGGUGGAGCCUAAACCAUGGAGGGAGGAGUAAAGUGAUCCUCUCCACCGUCUUUCCACCUCUGUCUGUCCCCGCUUUUACCUAAAGAUGUACAUCUCUAAAUUGUUGUAAGCAGUAUGGCGUGUGUAAUAAAUGACUUCCAAUCUGAA
Messenger RNA from Clupea harengus (Atlantic herring), 465 nucleotides. RefSeq names its product cytochrome c oxidase subunit 7B (gene cox7b). The record is from RefSeq and is a predicted model, not a curated record. Gene Ontology annotation, biological process: mitochondrial electron transport, cytochrome c to oxygen. NCBI's taxonomy places the organism in Eukaryota, Metazoa, Chordata, Actinopteri, Clupeiformes, Clupeidae.